Molecule: messenger RNA, 1208 nt
Organism: Panicum virgatum (switchgrass)
Lineage: Eukaryota; Viridiplantae; Streptophyta; Magnoliopsida; Poales; Poaceae
Product: peroxidase 1-like
Exons: 1
Coding region: 75-1208 (377 amino acids)
Biological process (GO): response to oxidative stress; hydrogen peroxide catabolic process
Cellular component (GO): plasmodesma; plant-type cell wall
Molecular function (GO): heme binding; peroxidase activity
Source: RefSeq, a predicted model, not a curated record
UGAGAGCAAAGAAACCUAGCCGAGCUAAGCUAGCAAGCACAGAAGCCGAUCGAGCAAAUAUCGGUCGAUCGGCCAUGGCUAAUAAGAAGCAGCUUGCCGUCCUCGUCGCCUUGCUCGCGCUCCUCGUUGGGCCAUCGGCGGGCCUGCUCGGCAUCAGCAUCAGCAUCGGCACCGGCACCGACUGCGUCGUCUUCGUUGGUUGGCCGCGGCUUUUAUUCCUGCGCUCUCUCAUCUGCGGGCUCCUGGGCCAACCCUACACGCCUCCCAUCUGGAGGGACCCGCCCACAGGCGCAGGGCUCAGCGUCGGCUACUACAACAACUCUGACUACGCCGACUCCUACUGCCCCGGCGCGGAGGCGGCCGUGAGGACGGCCGUGCAGAGCGCCAUCGACCAGCAGGGCCGCGGCAUCGGCGCCGGCCUCAUCCGUCUCUUCUUCCACGACGCCUUCGUCCGGGGGUGCGACGCGUCCGUCCUCCUGCAGAGCACGGCCCUCGCCGGCACCGGCACGGAGAUGGAGGGGGGCCCCAACAAGGACAGCCUGCGCGGGUUCGAGGUGAUCGACGCCGCCAAGGAGGCCACCAAGGCCGCCUGCGGCAACAGGGUGUCGUGCGCCGACAUCCUCGCCUUCGCCGCGCGCGACGCGUCCGACAUCCUCAGCGGCGGCAGGAUCAGCUUCCCCGUGCCGGCGGGGCGCAAGGACGGCCGCGAGUCCUUCGCCAACGAGACCGUCCAGCUGCCCGGCCCGGACUCCUCCCUCCAGCAGCUCCAGACGAUGUUCGCCGCCCAGGGCCUCAGCACCGAGGACAUGGUCACGCUCUCCGGCGCGCACAGCAUCGGCCGCGCCCGCUGCCUCUUCUUCACCGGCCGGCUGGCGGCCAUGGACCGCGACUACGCCCAGCGGCUGGACGCGUCCUGCAACGGCACCGGGAGCCCCAGCAACAUGGUGAGCCAGGACCCCGUGACCGCCGACGUGCUGGACAACCAGUACUACAAGAACAUCGACAAAUUCGUGCUGUUCGGGUCGGACGCCGUGCUCAUCUCGUCCCCGGCGACCAAACAGCAGGUGGACGUUAACAAGGCCAAUGCGACCAGUUGGGAGAUCGACUUCGCGGCGGCGAUGGUGAAGAUGGGCAAGAUCGGGGUCAAGACCGCCCUCGUCCCCGGCGAAACCGAAAUCAGGGAGGUAUGCUCGAGAGUCAACGCUUAG